AUGCCUCCCAUACCUGGGAGCGUCUCCGUUGGCCUGGCCUCGCUGGCGUCCCUUGCCCGCCCCUGCGCCGGCGCCUGGCAGUACGACCCCGAGCAGAAGAUCGAGUCCGCCCGCCUAUUCGGCAACAUGCACCAGUACGCCUACUACUUCACCGACAUCAUGGUGGGCAAGCCAACGCCCCAGCGGGUCUCCGUCAUCAUAGACACAGGGAGCAGGUUGUCAGGUUUCCCAUGCGCUGGCUGCGAUCACUGCGGGGAACAUCUCGACCCACCCUUUGACAUUUCCUCUUCGGAGACCGCCAGCUGGUCCAGCUGCGCAGCGGAAGGCUGCACAGCAGAGUGCGUGGGCGACCGCUGCUCGUACAGGGAGAGCUACGCGGAGGGUAGCAGUCUGGAGGGCUUCUGGUUCACGGACUUCGUGGAGCUGGGCGACUCUUUCAGCAAAAACCCCGCGGUGCGCGUGAAGAUGGGGUGCCACGAUAGGGAGGACAAUCUCUUUUUCUCGCAAAAGGCCAACGGCAUCAUGGGGCUCGCGCCCUCCAUGGGGAGCCAGCCGACCAUCCUGCAGGAGUUGUUCCACGAUGGGCAGCACAUCGACGCCAGGGUCUUCGCAAUAUGCCUGGCAGGCUGGGGCGGGCGCAUGACGCUCGGCGGCUACAACAGCUCCUACCACCUGGCAAAGCCAGGCGGCGAGCCCGUGCAGUGGGUCGCACUGAGGAUGACGGAGUACUACUUUGUCUCGAUCGACGGGCUCGGUAUCGUCGAUGGCAGAGAAACAGUUCACAUUGGUUUAGGGGCGACGGCCAACCCGUUCGGGGCGACCAUCGUGGAUAGCGGCACGACCUACACUUACUUCCCGGACGAGGUGUUCUCCGCGCUGGCGACCCGCCUGGAGGACUACUGCGCGGAGCACGGCGGGUGCGGAGCGGACCGGGAGUCGGACCGCUGCUGGCGCCUCCGGGGCGGCGCCAGCGGCCCCACCGGCUUCCCGCCGCUGGCCGUCCAGUUCUCGGGGGGCGUGAGCGUGGAGUGGGAGCCGCGCAGCUACCUGCAGCAGCACGGCGACGACGCGCUCUGGUGCCGCACCUUCAUGGGCACCACCACGAAGCAGACCAUCCUCGGGAUCUCCUUCAUGCUCUACAAGGACUUCAUCUUCGACCUCGCCCUGGGCAGGCUG
This is a messenger RNA of Prorocentrum cordatum, 1176 nucleotides long. The record is from the annotation of a GenBank genome assembly. Lineage: Eukaryota; Dinophyceae; Prorocentrales; Prorocentraceae.